GUCUUUUCAUAGGUUACCCCCGAAGACUGCUGUGAAAUAGUUAAUGCUUGUAAAGAAAAUGGCGUCAUACUUGCUGUGGGUCAUGUCAUGCGAUACCAUCCUGUUUCCAGAAAAACAAGGGAGUUGUUAGAUUCUGGUGUGAUCGGAGAUAUUGUCCACAUUCAACACAUGGAGCCUGUUGGAUACUGGCAUUUUGCUCAUUCCUAUGUACGCGGAAACUGGAGGAAUGAAGAAGAGAGCACAUUUUCUCUGCUUGCAAAGUCCUGCCAUGAUAUUGAUCUGAUAUGUUACUGGAUGGGAAAUCGAAGAUGUGUAAAGGUGUCUUCUUUUGGAACUCUGUCUCACUUUACUAAAGAGAACAAGCCCGAGGGCGCCAGCAGCCGCUGCUUAGACUGCACCGUGGAAGAAACGUGUCCUUAUUCAGCGCAGAAAAUAUAUCUGAAGAAAGCUCAACAGAAAUCCUUUGGCUGGCCUGUGUCUGUUGUUUGUAGUAAUGGGGUCCAAGAUAUUGAGUCGCUGACGGAUGCCUUAAAGACGGGUCCUUAUGGAAGAUGUGUCUAUGAGUGUGACAACGAUGUCGUCAGCAACCAGGUUGUGAACAUGGAGUUUGAAGGUGGACAGACAGCUGCAUUUACCAUGAUGGCGUUCACAAAUGAUCUUGGUGCAAGGAAAACCACAAUCUAUGGCACCAAGGGGGAAUUACGCAGUGCUGGAGGGAGUCCUAUUGAAGUGUUUGACUUUGUGAAUAAUAAGAAAACACUGUAUCCAGCGAAGAUUGUAGGAUUCAUGCCUAUGCAUCUGAGCGCACAUGGCGGUGCCGACUACUACCUCAUCAACAGUUUUAUUUCUGCAGUCGCUGAUAACGAUCCCUCUCUGAUUUUGAGUGGGCCAGAUGAUACCCUUCGAAGUCACUUGUUGGUGUUUCAGGCUGAAAAAUCGAGGAGAGAGAACUGUGUGGUGCACAUAGACAAGGAUGGACAAUGAGCAAUGAAGAUUAUCAAAUCUUGUCAAAUGGCCUUGAUUUUACUGCAAAAUUAUAUUAUAAAUGAGUAACAAUAGAAUAUUGCCAAUUAAUAAUAAGAUGCCUUAAAUCAAUUCUCAUGGUUGGCUGGUAUAUAUGACCAUCAGGGGAGCAAUGUGUGCACAGUGUGGGCAGGCGGUCAUGUUUUCAAAGAUUAUUUAAAUGGUUGACCAGGAUUAGAAAAAAAAGGACCUGCUUUUUCCCCCAGAAGAACCUCUACUCUUGGCCAUGGUAUCACAGUUCAGCCUACUAGAUUCCAGACAUACAGUACUAUUUGUGUACAUCUUCGUCUUCUGAUAGCUUUCGACAUAUGCAUUUGUAGUACUACCAUACUUAAUUAUUUUAACGCUUCUUUCCCAGGUUAAACCACUUACACAAUCUUUAGAUCUAGUUUCAAUAGAGAGGCCAGAUGAGAAUAGGAAGCUAGGGCUGUGGCACAGGUUUGUCCCUUCCUUUGAAUGUAUGUAUCUAGAAGAAUGUUUUAUGCUUUGUAAUUGCAAUAAAUAUAUAUUGUAUAUAC
Molecule: messenger RNA, 1541 nt
Organism: Bufo gargarizans (Asiatic toad)
Lineage: Eukaryota; Metazoa; Chordata; Amphibia; Anura; Bufonidae
Exons: 9
Coding region: 88-984 (298 amino acids)
Source: RefSeq, a predicted model, not a curated record